Molecule: messenger RNA, 1989 nt
Organism: Alternaria atra
Lineage: Eukaryota; Fungi; Ascomycota; Dothideomycetes; Pleosporales; Pleosporaceae
Exons: 4
Coding region: 1-1989 (662 amino acids)
Source: RefSeq, a predicted model, not a curated record
AUGCGAGCUGCUCAAGGUGAAGAUCUGGGUGUCAUCUUCAAGAACUUCGAAAUGAGCUAUCUGGAGUCUUCUGUGUCUGCAACAACUUCUGAAACCAAUGCCAGCGGGGCCAAUUCAUCAUCUGUAAUGGACGACUCUUCUUCCUCGGCAUUGCUCACUAUGCCAGAAAUCAUGAAUCAUCCCCAGUUCUCGACCGUUCGAACAGGGCAGGCCGGAGUGACAGGCAUCGCUCUGCUUGCUCCAAACCAACAAGACGCAUCUGUCGACAAAAUAAAUGGCCCACUGGAGAUGUUCUUCAACUGCGUGGGAGCGCUUUUCUACAUCAUGAACAGGGACGAUGUUCAGAUAAGUAUUACGGCACUGAAGGCUUCUGGGAAUGGCCACACACCGCUUGGAGACAUGUUCAACAACGGAAGCAGGACACAGCUGCGCACAUACGCCGCAGAGCUUGCAGGCAUGGCAGCCAUCGGCGUCGUACAUUCUCAACUCGCUGAUCCCGCAACGGCACCGCCACCCGAACUUGCUGACUACUUCUAUGCAGUCGCAAAGCACGGUCUAGACUCUGCCAUAUCAUACAGUCCGCUCCGAGCGAUGAAAGUAUGCGCGUUACUUGGAAUGUAUAAUAUCGUCGUCAAAGCCACAGUUGCUCUAGCUUACAUUGGUAUGAUUCGGAACCUAAAUAUCCCCAUUAGAAAUGUUACCGCUAAUUAUCUUCCAGAACUUGGACUAAGUCUUCCUCGUAAUCACAAAAUCAGUCUCGCACAAUGUCCACCGGGCUGGUCUCCAGGCUACUACGACGACAUCCGCCGCACACAUAGGACUCUUGUUCACUUGCAAUGCUGGCUAAGCGCUUCACUUGACUACGAUUCGCAAUCAUUAGUUCUCGAUGCCCAUUCACCUCAAGAUGAAUUGGACGUUCCGCCAGAAGACAUGAUUCGUCGCGAAUGCGUCAAAGUGUCCAUCAUCAAGGCAAGCUUACUUCGUCGCUUGCCGACAAACGCACCUGUGCUUGAAAGCACCAUACUUGAGUACCGUGCGCAAUUGUCGAGAUUCCAUGCGCGACUACCUGAUUGGAUGUCAGUUGCGGCACUGCUAGGUGGUGAAAACACUGAACUCAUGGCCAUAUUCCGUCCGGUGAUAUUCUACGUCCAUCUGUUCUACCUGUCAGCUAUGAUGCUGCUCUCACGGCGGCUUACGAUAGCAUACAUCCCGCUCAACGCGGCUGGCGGAGUAAGUCUUCCAUCAGAAGCACGAAGAGCUAUCGAGGAAGGAUACCAGGCCGCGGAAACGAACGCUUCUGUUAUGAAUCUCAUGUUACAGGAAGGCAAAAUAGUACAAGUUUGCUGGCUCUGCAUUUACACCUCCUACACAGCAGGUAUCAUGAUCGCCCACAAAGCCUCGCAAAAGGCCCUAAACUCCGAGCCGUUUACUUAUGAUUUGGUGUUGUUGAGCAAAUGCAUCAGUGUUCUCGAGUACUGUGCGAUCAAAGAUACACUUGCGGGAAGGUUUCGGGAUAUUCUUGCAGCUCACAUGAGUGGGCUUCGGGACUAUGAAUCUUCCUUAGUCGGCGGCGGGGCUUCCGCGGUGCCCUUGUCUUCAUCGUCGGAUGACAGCCUCUUCCUCUUUCAUCGUGGCUCGUCCGAGCUCCACAAAGCAGCUCUUGACCUACUUCGAACCAUACAUCACCCGUUCAGUGGUUUGAAAGAUGUCAUAACACAGAACACGCUCUCAAAUCGCGCUGAGACAACGAUGGGCACACACCUUGAGUGGGAGUACGAGCUUGAGAGCCGAGAUGAUGUGGAAGCACGACCAAAAGGCUAUAAGAAUGCGGACGAGGCUAAUGCUAAAAUCGAGCCACUCACACCUCUGUGUUCGUCCUCUGAGCAAGACAAUUCUAUGCAGAAGUUGCUGGCUCAGCCACAAGGGGAAGCUUGGACAACAUGGACACCUGCAACAUGGCAGAAGUCGUUCCAGAUGCCACAAAAGUAG